GCCGACAUGGUAGGUGGUUCUUUUUGUGCGUCCGCUUCGUUGGUUGUGCAGGCCGCGAGCCUUACGGGCGUUGCACCCCAACCACCUACCCUUGAUCUUCGCCCGGUUUUCCAGGCCGCGCAUGGCGAGCCUCAGGGCAGGGUGGCCGGCAUGGGCCCCGUAGUCUGGGGCCGCGUGUUCUGCCCGGGGUUCGGAUCUCUUGAGACACGCGGGCUCGCGCGCUCGGGCGCCGCCCUGAUGAGGCCGCCUGGCCCUGGGCCAGGCCGUAACAUCACCUUUGCUGAGUGUGACCCGAAGCAGAUCCCUGAUCCCCCGAGCCUACAGACCCUUCGCAGACGGUCAGAUUCGCUCUCUGUCCCACCUCCCUUUGGCCUUAUCACCAAGCACCUUUUUCCAUACAGCCAUCCAGACUGAGGAAGACCCGGAAACUUCGGGGCCACGUGAGCCACGGCCACGGCCGCAUCGGCAAGCACCGGAAGCACCCAGGAGGCCGGGGUAAUGCUGGUGGCAUGCAUCACCACAGGAUCAACUUUGACAAAUAUCACCCAGGUUACUUUGGAAAAGUUGGUAUGAGACAUUACCACUUAAAGAGGAACCAGAGCUUCUGCCCAACUGUCAACCUUGAUAAACUGUGGACCUUGGUCAGUGAGCAGACACGGGUAAAUGCCGCCAAAAACAAGACUGGAGCUGCUCCUAUCAUUGAUGUGGUGCGAUCGGGCUACUACAAAGUUUUGGGAAAGGGAAAACUCCCAAAACAGCCUGUCAUCGUGAAGGCCAAAUUCUUCAGUAGAAGAGCAGAGGAGAAGAUUAAGGGGGUCGGGGGCGCCUGCGUUCUAGUAGCUUGAAGCCACGUUGGGGGGGGGUUCAUUAAAUGCUAACAAGUGCUUUUC
Messenger RNA from Mirounga angustirostris (Northern elephant seal), 890 nucleotides. RefSeq names its product ribosomal protein L27a (gene RPL27A). Gene Ontology annotation, cellular component: ribosome; cytosolic large ribosomal subunit. Gene Ontology annotation, biological process: translation. NCBI's taxonomy places the organism in Eukaryota, Metazoa, Chordata, Mammalia, Carnivora, Phocidae. The record is from RefSeq and is a predicted model, not a curated record. The transcript has 4 exons. Bases 510 to 845 code for a protein of 111 amino acids. Gene Ontology annotation, molecular function: structural constituent of ribosome.